AUGGAGGAGAAAGACUUGAACCAGGUGCCCGGUGCUUUGGCCAGCUCGAAACUGCCGACCAUCCAGACUCGUCCAACCCCAGGUCACCAAACAAAUAAGUCGAUAUCAAAAAACACCAGCAUGGCUACUGGAGACGACGACGAGGAAGAAGAAGGAAUGCUCAAGGUGGACGAAGAGGGUCAGAUCGAAGAAGAUGAAGGCGCCAACCACCAGGUGAGCCGGUCUCGUUCCAACAUCGAUCGCCGUCCCAUAUCACUUGCUGACCGUCUCACGCCGCUCGCUGAUACUUCGUUCAAGAAUAAGGGAACCUGUGCGCCAUCCAACAUCUCCAACGCUGGUUAUGUAUCCCCGAGGCAUGCAAUAUCGGAUCGAGAACACGAUCGAGACCGAUACCACGAAACUUCGCCUGCGCCAUCUUCAUCCUACACGCCACAGCGCCCGAGAUUUGGCUAUUCUGCUGAAACAGGAAGCUCUUAUGGUGCCGCUUCAGCCUUUCCCUACGCGCGUGAAUCUCAUCGGUCAGAGUCCUACGCAUCCGGCUCCAGAAACGGUUUCAGUGGACCAGGAUCCCGAGCAGACAGCAGACGAGGCUGGUAUGCCUCUCCAACCGCAGCUACUUCUCGAGCUCCCGAUAACUACCGACCUGGCGCAAACCGCGAGCGAGACAGAGAUUGGGAAUCGUUCCGCGAUGGCGACCGAGACAGAGACUGGUCGACACUGGAGCGCGAGCGUGAGAGGGACGGAUAUCGACACUCGUCCUACCCGGCAUCCACGGCUACCAAGUAUGGUUUCGACAAUCGCGAGUUUGCUGCUCGGCGUGCUGCAUCUCCCUCGCCAAGCAUGGUCAGGGACCGUGAAUUUGACACAGAUAGGUCCAGGGAUAGAGAUUCCCAACGAUCAACCGAGCGCGACCCGCGCAUACGAGCCUCCAGUUCGAGCUGGGGCAGCGGUGGUAUGCGGCAAUGGGGAAAACCUUUGGAGGCAGGCAUUGCUCGUCAAUCAGCGUCUGAUGAUGCUCGCUCCGAUACAUCGCAGCGACUGACCGGGUCUCGUUCCAACUACACACCUCCGCCUGCUGGAUCGAGUGAAGCAGGCACCAAACCGAGCGGAUCUGACUUUGUUUCUGAAAAAAGCGAGGCGAGAAGCAGGGAGGUGUCCUAUCAGACGACUAACUCUCCAGAUUAUCGUCCAGCCACUGAUACCAAUAAAGUCGAAGUCUCAAAGUCUAGCAUUUCUCGGAACAGCGCGCCCUCCACGACCUCUGCAAGUGCUUCACCGGCCACAAAGCUCGUACAGGACGCAGGGCAAGCGACAAAGGCAUCUGAAUCACGAGGCGACAUGGGUGCAGAUGUAGCUCAUUCAGCACCAUCGGAAUUCGUCGAACGCAAGAAUACGGAAACAGUCGAAGCGCCUUUGCCAUCAUAUGCGACGACACUCGCGGCCGAUGCCUUGCCCCAUGAUGUGUCUAGGCUAAACGGCAAGGAAAAGCCGGGUAGCGACCAAUACGCUCAGUCGGAAGAGAAAGGACCUGUGGCAACCACACAAGAACACAAAGACUCCAGCGUCGAGCCAGCCGAGCAACCAGUCAGUGAGAAGUCUGAGUCGAUCCUCGAUCCGGCUCACUCGCAAUCUGCUUCGCACUCAGCACAGGAGACAGCGAAGACCGCACAGAUUUCAACUUCUACAUCGUCCUCGGAAAUAGAUGUGCCAGCACAGCCUAACCUCGUCGAUGCGCUGUCACUUAGCAUUUCGACUGCCACGCAGGAGCAAGCAGAUACAGAGCCCUCGUCGACAGUGUCGGCCUCAGCAUCAGGCGCUAGUGACAGUCAAGCAGCAGCACCAGCAGCACCAGCAACAACAACAGCUUCAGGAGCUGAGGUUACGCCAACCACACGUGUUGCGCAGUCCGUGACCUCUGGUCUAGUUGACGAGUCCACGGAAACUGAUGUUGGAGCAACAGCCUCAAAUGCAGCUCAGGACGAGGGGUCUGACCUCAUUGCUAUAACCGAAUUCAAAGAAGCCUCGGAAGUUCCUGUCAAAGAGGAAGGGAUGACAGCGACCGACGAACCAGUCACAUCAGCAAACAUCGAUUCAGUUGUCAAUGUUACUCUCACGACUCAGGCUCCAGUCACUGGGUCUUCCAAUGGCGCAACAUCGAAAGCUGAUGCGUCCGUCUUACCUCCCCAUCCUACACUAGUCCAUGGAGUUAGCGACAGUAUCGAUACGCCAGAUGCCUUGCAACAGGAGCAAACCGAUGCGGAUGCAGAAAAGCAAGAGCCGCCCGCAUCGCCUCAGGCAGAGGUAGUUGCUAAGCCAGAGAUCCGAGAUGAAUUGAACGCAAGCGUUACAGUGGAUGCUGGGCCACUCGAGGCUGUCCAGCCUCCGACGGCGGACAGCGAAGCAACGGGAACAACAGGCAAUCAGCAAACAACAGGCAAUCAGCAAACGGAGGUGGAAUUGGAUGUCACAGAUGUCCCCAUGGAAGGUGCCCUUCAGGAGCAAGAUCAGGCACUUGUAGUCCAAGCAGAUAUUGAACAGGUUUUGUCAGCCUCGACUGAUACUCCUACCGCGCAAACGAAGUUCAUCGACACGGGAGCCAGCGGCAGCGGCGGUGCGACAGCAGCAGGCACGGGCAUGGCGAAGGAGCUCGCUUUUCAACCCACGGAACCCAGCGUCAAGUCGGAGGAAGACCAGGCCGUUCCAAUUAGUGAUGUAUCGAUGACCGAAGCUGCCGUCGGGUCUGACCCGGUCGAUACAGUCAUCGCUCAGGAGCUAAAGGUCGAGAUACAGCCGGAAGAGUCGGCUGCAGCACCCGAUGUUGGCCAAGCAGCUCCCAAUGUAGCUGAUUCCGUGGAAGUCAAGACAACAGAAGCUCAAGCAGGCGCUGCAGACACUGUCUCGCCAUCAACUUCGCAAAUCCAAGUUUCUGGGCAAUUCGUCACCGCUACGAUCGAUACAGAGAACGAGACGCAAAAAAUCACCCUGCCUCAUGUCGAUUAUGGCGAAGAUAAGAAAGUACAGAGUCUUGUGGAGCAAGAGUCCGCCAGGAUCGAAGAAGUAGAGAUGCCUGAAGCGGACCAACCCGAGCCCUCGUUGCGCAUCGCUCAGAUCGACGAAGCUGCAAAAGACAUCGAACAGCCUCUCAUGACACCUACUACACAAGAACAGAUCGACCAAGCCAUACACGCUGCAGUGCGCCAGCACUUUGCAAUUGACAUCGCUCACAAGGACGACUGGAAGAGCAUCUUGCGGGAAAACCAAUUGUUGUCGCAGAAGACGACGAUGGACGUGCUCAAAACAAAAAUCCAUGGUAUUCCGCAGCACGUCAGCUCGAACAAGCCGCUGUGGCUGCAAGAAGAUGACGACCAGGCUGAGCGGACCAAAACCCAGCUGUUUUCACUGUUACUGGACCGCAAGAAGCGUCUCAAUGAAAAAGUCGAGGCUCUCAAGAAACGCUAUCGAAGCAUCAACGAAGAGUGGAAAGUACACUGCUCGCGUCUCGACCGAGCUGCCGAGCGACGUGAAAUGCUGCGUCGACCCCCAGCGAACACGCCAACAGGAACACCUGGUGCCUUCGGUGUCGAGGACCCCUCACCAGGCGGUGGUUUGCUCAGCGCAUCACUCAUCACUGGUCGAGCCAAUCGUCGCAGCGCUCAGAGUGGAGGAUUUGCCGGCUUCGGUGAUGCUGUCCGAUCUGAGGCGGAGUUCCUCGAGAUUCUUGCCAGCCUCGAGAACGCAGAUAUGCAAGACCCCAACAUGCGUGCUGCUCGCACCACAGCUACUGCUCCCGACAUGUAUAUCGACCCGGACUCAGACCAGCUGAUGAAGCUUCGGUACGAUGAUGUCAAUGGGUUUGUCGCAGAUCCGCUUGCGUUUUACCUCGACGAAUUCGACCCUGAUGUCUGGUCUGACGAAGAAAAGGCCAUCUUUGCCCGACGCUAUGCUUUAUGGCCCAAGCAGUUCGGCAAGAUUGCGCAGGCUCUACCGCACAAGACGCCGGCACAGUGCGUGCGCUACUACUACCUCAACAAGAAGGUGCCCGGCAACGACUUCAAGGCCUUGGCAGCUGCCAGGAACAGGGAACGGAAGCGCAAGGCUCGCGUCAAGCCCAAGAAAGCUAAAGGCAGCGCCCUUAUGGCUGAUCUGAAAUCGGCAAAGGGCGAGGAGGUGGACGACGUCGAAGACGGGUCAGGCCUUCGCUCUCCUGUCGAGGCGUUGGAUCCUUCUGGAACAACAGCUGAUGUGCCUAUGUCUGCUAAUGGUCGUAGAGGUGGUGGUCGCAACCGCGUGGUCUCGACAGCAGUUGACGGCAGCGCCAGUGCAGAAGAUGCCGUUGCUGGUCGCAAACGCACCGCUGAUCAGAGCGAGGUAGAACCAAAAGGCAGCGAUCCGAAGACAUCAGACAAACGCAAGCCGGGACCGAAAUCGAAGCGUGCCAAGUCUGACAACGCGAGUGGGGGGGACAAGUCUCGCAAAUCGCGGCCCGCUAAGAAGGACAGCGCGACUCUCGAUGAGGCAAAGCCUGGAGCGUCCUCGGCCCCCAGUGCAGUCCUAGCAGGCAACAAGUUGGAGGCGACUGACGAGUCAGCGCUAGCUGGAGCCGCUGACGGCGACGUAGCCCCUGCAGAGGUCAAGCCGAGAGUAGAGGACAGUGACCUGGCCGCGGCUGAGGCUUUGGGCGCAUUAGCAGGUCUCUUUGGUGGCGCAGGGUCGGCUGGUGAUAGCGCUGUGAACAACACAGCUCCCGGUACGACGGCUCAGCCAUUGUCGAGUGAAGCGGAUGCCGAAGGUCGAAAAGCUGGCAAGAAGCGGCGCGGCAAGACAGCAGCUCUGGGCGACGAGAGCAGCGAGAUCACUGGAAGCAAGGGUCGAGGAAAACAGCCGACGUCGUCAUACUGGUCGGUCGCGGAGCGAUAUGAGUUCUUGCGUGCGCUGGUGGUACAUGGGCCUAGAUGGGAAGUCGUGUCAUCCACUUUGGCGCAAAAGUCGACUGCUCAGGCGCGCAACUACUUUGCUCGAAACGAGGACGAAACCGACUUUGCUGAAGCCGCAGCUUUGGCUCGCUACCACGCUGAUGCACCUCUGGAAGAGCGUGAGAAAGUCGCGCUAGCCUUCGUGCGUCAACGCUUUGCAAACAGCUCCGCCUCUGCUCUUCCUGCUUCGACCUCAUCCGGGCCUGUUCCUGGCCACGAUGUCGCACGAAUCACUCAUCUUCCGCCGCCCCCUGGCAUCUUGGCUGGUCAAGCUGACACGAUCGAUGUUAAAGUGCGGGAAGCGUCACCAGAAUCAGCGAUUCACCGACGCGGAUUGCAGAUCAACUCGCUUCUCAACGAUACGAACGAGGCGACAAUCGAUCGUGGCGCACGACGUUUGUCUCUGCAUGCCUGGCAGGCAGAACGCGGAGACUUGCCGUCAACGGCCUUCGGCCGAGACGGGUCUGUGCCGCCCUCGCUGUACGCAAGGCAAACCCAAGAUCUGGAGGAGCGCAGACCACUCACUGCAGACCGCAUUGAUGGCAUGCGCUCGGUCAAUUCCGAAACUCGAAGCUCGCGAGAUGAUUUUGACGAUCGAGCCCGAGCCUAUGGCCGUCUGGAGUCACACCGACCUGUCGCUGAGAGCCGAGACGCUCGGGAGGAAGGAGUCGAUUCACGAUCCUGGAUGUACGAUUCGCCUUACGAGGCGCAUCGUCGGGUCUCACCCACGACAGGCUACGCAGCGAUGGCGCCCCCUUCGCAUCCAGCCGAUCGUGGCAUGCCAGCGUCGCGCUACUCGAUGCCGCCAAGCGGCAUCGCCGCGUCUGGCCACAUGGCGAGGUCGGUGCCACCCAUGCCUAGCCAUCUUGGAUCGAGCGAAGAUAUAGAACUCGAACGCGAGCGUGAACGGUACGGCAUGUACGGUCCGCCGGGCAGAUCGCGAGAACACGAAUCUCAGAGCAUGCCUCCCGCGGUCUCAGGUGAACUGCGCCAUGCUAGCACUGGCGAGCAGAUUUCGCCGACGAACGCGCAGUUUGGAGCAAGUCAUGGCUACAGCCGAUACUCGACUCCAGGCGUCUCGAGCUUAUAUGUCGGCACUGCAGCAGCGCCAAGCGCGGUCUCUUCGAGAGGAAGAUCCGCAAAUGGCCCGCUUACCGCGCCUCUGCCAUCGUCGACACCAGAUGGGCCCGCUUACGAGCAACGCUGGCAGCGAUACUCUCAGUCUCCAGGGCCGGCACCAGCUGCUUCAGCUGGCGGACAUGCGCCGCCUUCGAGUGCUGGUGGCUUCUCAGCUGGCAGUGCCUAUCGAUCAUCCAACAGUGCUUACUCGAGCUUCCCAUCGCAGAGUCUUCCUCGGCCAUCAUUGCCAUCUCUCUCGUCAACAAGCGGUUCCAAAGUGGGUGGUGCACCCUAUCUGCCUUCGUUGGGUGCUGCUGGACGAUCGUUGCCGCCUCUUUUAGGAACGUUUCCUGCACCUAGUCGCAGCAGCGUUGGGCCUGGAUCACGACCAGCAGCGGGCACGGGAGAAGAAGCUGCUUCGCGAUACUGGCCUUAUCCUCAUCGACCUCGUGGUCCCGAACAGCCACCCCACAACCGAAACGCUGAGUAA
Molecule: messenger RNA, 6582 nt
Organism: Mycosarcoma maydis (corn smut)
Lineage: Eukaryota; Fungi; Basidiomycota; Ustilaginomycetes; Ustilaginales
Exons: 1
Coding region: 1-6582 (2193 amino acids)
Biological process (GO): regulation of transcription by RNA polymerase II
Cellular component (GO): Set3 complex
Source: RefSeq, a predicted model, not a curated record